This is a messenger RNA of Xylaria bambusicola, 1434 nucleotides long. RefSeq names its product Pfs, NACHT and ankyrin domain protein. Gene Ontology annotation, molecular function: steroid hydroxylase activity; heme binding; iron ion binding. Lineage: Eukaryota; Fungi; Ascomycota; Sordariomycetes; Xylariales; Xylariaceae. The transcript has 3 exons. The coding region runs from base 1 to 1434 and encodes 477 amino acids. The record is from RefSeq and is a predicted model, not a curated record.
AUGGGGUUCACAUGCUACAUUUUCCAAGAUCGAGAGACCCUUAUAAAGCUGUUCAAGCACAAGGCUCUUGCUAGUGCGAUCGACAUGUAUGGAUAUAGCAAUAACAAUAUCCUUGGUUGCUCUAAAGAGUCCUCAAAAGUCUAUCGUGCUGAUAACUCGGGCCCGUUUCCGCAACCCCACCCAAAGAGCAACAUUCUUCCUGAAAAUCGUGUUGACUCUAUUACCCACUCUCUCGCAUUCCGCGGCUUUACCGGCCCUGGAAUGCAGCCGGCAACUCGGAGGUUUACAAGGGAUGUACCUUUGAGACUUGAAGCUCAAGGAAUCUCUACAGAGUGGAAAGAGAUGCCCGACUUUGCUCAGUUCUUCAAGGAUAGCAUCGGUCCCUCAUCUAUCCAAUGCAUUUUUGGCCCUACGCUACUGCGUUUACAUCCAACUUUUGUUGAGGAUAUUUUCAAGUUUGACAAGAUAAUGCCUAAGUUUACGCCGGGGUUCCCAAGAUUUAUGUUGCCUGAGCAGCACCGCUUCAGGGAUUCGAUCGCUGAGAAGAUCAAGAGUUGGUACAAGUACGCGCGGGAACAUUUCGACCCGUCGAUGAUCGAGGCCGAUGGAGAUGGAGACCCGAUUUGGGGAUCUGCCAUGAUUCGGAACCGUCAAGAACAUCUUCUGAAAGCUGAAAAACACGAUGACGACGUACUGGCCCAUCUUGACCUAGGAUUGGCCUGGGCUACAAUAGGUAAUCUGGUCAUCUCCUGCAUGUUUGGGGCCUACCACAUCUUGCAGGACAAAAAUCUCCUAAAACAAGUUCGACAUGAAUUACGAGAAUAUCUUGAUGGUCGGUCUGUGCACGAAGUUGAUCCUCACCAGAUGGGCAGAGAGAUACCACUCCUUGCCUCUAUUUAUGCGGAGACGAUGCGCGUUCACAUCAAAAUUUACUCGGCAUAUAGCUCUCCACAUGAAGACGUUGACCUGGGCCGAUGGACGCUUCCCAAAGGAGCCCUCGCUUUAGUGAACUCGGCACCCUCUCACAUGGACAAGACGUUCUGGAACACCAAAAAUGGUCAAUAUCCUGUAGAGACAUUUUGGGCCGAACGUUUUAUCGUUGACCCGGCUGAUCCCCAGAGUGGACCAAUUGAUCCCGAGUAUCGUAAAACCCUGAACAUCCCCGAGAAGAAGCGGGAUAAUAUGAAGCCAUACUUUUCUUUGGAUGGCUGUGAGGGUGUUUGGAUUCCCUACGGCGGUGGUUUUUCUAUGUGCCCCGGUCGCUUUAUCGCCAAGGCUUUCUUCGUCUUUUCUGCAAGUCUUUUGGCGGACGAGUACGAGGUCGACUUUCAUAAUGAUUUGCUUGAGAUAUCCAGUUAUAGAUAUGGGAUGGGGGUAGAUGAUGUUAGUAAACCUAUUCCCUUCCGCAUUAAGAAAAGGGAAGUUUUAGCUUAA